Molecule: messenger RNA, 846 nt
Organism: Neolamprologus brichardi
Lineage: Eukaryota; Metazoa; Chordata; Actinopteri; Cichliformes; Cichlidae
Product: putative C-type lectin domain family 20 member A
Source: RefSeq, a predicted model, not a curated record
UGAUGUGGAAUAAUGGGGAACCCAGUUAUGGAAUAAGCAUCUACAUGGCUUGUGUGGCAAUGCUUCAAAAUGGCAACUGGGAUGACCAGUUGUGUGGAAACCUGUUACCAUUCUACUGCUACAACAAAGACACAUCAAGUUUCAUCUUUGUGGGUGUGAGUAAGUCCUGGAGGGAUGCUCAAAGCUACUGCAGGGACCACUACACUGACCUGGCCAGUGUGAGGAACCAAUCUGAGAGUCAACAGCUGAAGGCAAUUGCAACUUCCACUGCUUGGAUCGGUCUUUACAGAAACUCCUGGAAGUGGUCAGAUGGGAGCACACUUUCAUUUACCAGCUGGUUUUCCACUUCACCGUCCACGUUAGUGACAGCUUCUUGUGGUGCUUCAUCAUCUGUGAACUGGGUCAACUCUAAUUGUAUGAAUACCCGUAACUUUGCCUGUUUCACUGCUGUGUCUAUGAGGAAGGUGUUGAAAGUGCAGCUGAAGACAACUAACACUGCUGUGGAUAUGGAGGGACUAAAAGAGAACAUCUUGGGAAAGUUCAGUCAGAGAUUAAAUGAGCACAGCCCGAAUGAAGAAUUCAAGCUAAGAUGGUUGAAGGAGCCUGACGGGAAGACCUUCAACAAGGACGAUGAGAAAGAAUUAGACAAGAGUUCUGGUCAGGAUCAGCAGCAGACCGUAUGCAAUGCGACAGCGAGCCUAGAUAAAGGCAAUGGUUGAAUUUUUUUCAUGAGCUACACUUCACUGUUUAACAUUUUGAUUAAACAGGACUAUAAUUUCACUUUGUGCUCUAAUGGGUACUUGACUGUUUAAAUUUGGCCUGUGGAACAGGUGAAAUAUCAUUCAU